This is a messenger RNA of Papaver somniferum (opium poppy), 1928 nucleotides long. RefSeq names its product long chain base biosynthesis protein 2a-like. Gene Ontology annotation, cellular component: serine palmitoyltransferase complex. Bases 391 to 1845 code for a protein of 484 amino acids. The record is from RefSeq and is a predicted model, not a curated record. Gene Ontology annotation, biological process: ceramide biosynthetic process; sphingosine biosynthetic process. Gene Ontology annotation, molecular function: serine C-palmitoyltransferase activity; pyridoxal phosphate binding. Lineage: Eukaryota; Viridiplantae; Streptophyta; Magnoliopsida; Ranunculales; Papaveraceae. The transcript is spliced from 12 exons.
GGAAAGAAAGUAUAGUAGAAGAACAGGAAGAAAGAGAGCAAAGAAAAAAGACUGGGAAAAAAAGUACAGAAGAAGCAAGAAAGAAGAAGACGGCUGCGUGAAAAAUAAGAAGAAGAAAAAAAUGUUGUUUUGAAUUAAAACCCUAGAAUUGGCUUGGGUUAUUUUUAAUUAAAAAUGUCUUGUUUUUACCGUGGGCUAAGUUGGAGCCCAAGCCCAAUAUCUUCCCUAUAUUUUCUAUGCACCAAACUAGCUUCCAAAUUCUUGAAGACACAAAAAUAAAAAAGAAAAUGAACGAUAGUGUAGGAAAAUUAGUAGUAUAUCUAAUUUUUCUAUGAACCUAAUUUACGCUCCCGAUAGUGUAGGAAAAUUAGUAGUAUAUCUAAUUUUUCUAUGAACCUAAUUUACGCUCCCGAUACGUUCCACGAAUUUCAUUUUUUGAGAUUUUCACGAAUUCCGUUCUCGUUCCCGCUCCCGCUCCCGACCUCAUUCCCGUUCCUGGCUACUAAGGGAUAUGCACCUAUUUGUUUAGGUAUUGAAGAUUUCUAUGUUAGACGUGUGUAUCUUCGUGCUCAGGAUUGUUUUAAUCGACCAAUUGCAAGCGCUCCUGAUUCUUGGAUUGAUGUGGUUGACCGUUACUAUGAUGAUACCAUCAAGACACUCAAACGAGCCACGAAUACAAGUAAAUGUCUCAACUUGGGAUCAUACAAUUACCUUGGGUUUGCAGCAUCAGAUGAAUACUGCACUCCACGUGCUGUCGAGUCAUUGAAGAAAUUUUCACCAAGUACAUGCAGCACUCGCGUAGAUGGUGGAACGACAACAUUACAUGUGGAAUUAGAAGAUUGUGUUGCUAAAUUUGUUGGAAAGCCAGCUGCUAUGGUAACUGGUAUGGGAUAUGUCACAAAUUCUGCUAUCCUUCCAGUUCUGAUUCGUAAGGGUGGGUUGAUUAUUAGUGAUUCCUUGAACCACAACUCCAUUGUUAAUGGUGCUCGAGGAUCAGGGGCCGUAGUACGAGUUUUCGAGCAUAACACCCCGUCCCACUUGGAAGAAGUUUUGAGGGAACAAAUUGCACUUGGACAGCCUCGGACACGUAGGCCUUGGAAAAAAAUAAUUGUCGUUGUAGAGGGGAUAUACAGCAUGGAAGGAGAGCUCUGCAAACUUCCUGAGAUCAUACAAGUGUGCAAGAAAUACAGGGCAUAUACUUAUUUGGAUGAGGCUCAUAGUAUUGGCGCAGUUGGGAAGUCCGGCAGAGGAGUUUGUGAGCUUCUAGGAGUGGAUACUGCCGAUAUAGACAUAAUGAUGGGGACUUUUUCAAAAUCUUUUGGAUCAUGUGGUGGUUACAUAGCAGCAUCCAAGGAGGUUAUUGAAUAUCUAAAGUUCUCAUGCCCUGCUCAUCUAUAUGCGACUGCAAUUUCACCACCUGCUGCACAACAGAUUAUAUCUUCCAUAAGGGUUAUUCUUGGGGAAGAUGGUUCUAGUAGAGGGGCUCAAAAACUUGCAAGUAUUCGUGAGAACAGCAACUUUUUCCGAUCAGAAUUGCAGAAGAUGGGAUUUGAGGUCCUUGGAGACUUCGACUCUCCAGUAAUGCCCAUCAUGCUUUACAAUCCAUCAAAAAUCCCUGCCUUUUCUCGAGAGUGCCUUAAACGGAAUGUCGCUGUUGUCAUAGUUGCUUUCCCAGCAACCCCACUGCUGUUGGCCAGGGCACGUAUUUGCAUAUCUGCUUCUCACACCAGGGAAGACCUGUUAAAAGCUCUAGAGGUUAUCAGCGAAGUUGGCGACCUUGUGGGCGUAAAGUACUUGCUCGCUGAGCCCAAGAAGCGGGAAGACGGCAGGGUAAAGCUCGAGUGAGAAAUAAAUGUCACUCAUGACACAAAGCCUCAGGAAGGGAUUUUGGUCCGUCAACUCUAGUUUUGUCUAUGAGAGUGAACUUU